Molecule: messenger RNA, 957 nt
Organism: Seminavis robusta
Lineage: Eukaryota; Bacillariophyta; Bacillariophyceae; Naviculales; Naviculaceae
Source: the annotation of a GenBank genome assembly
AUGUCCAAGGUCACUAAGCACUUUGAAGGCCGACCAAACGCACCGCUGCUCUGGCAAUCCAAUGAAGAAGCAUCAUCGUUUGUUCAAAAACAUGUUGACACUAUUUUGUUUGACGCUGACGGGUGUCUGUACAGGACACCCGACCCUAUCCCUGGUGCGACUGACUGUGUCAAUCGAUUGAUGGCGCUGGAUAAGAAAGUCCUUUUUGUGACCAACAAUGCAGGGGUCAGCCGAAAACAGUUGCAAGAAAAGCUAUCAAAGAUACUUGGGGUUGAUGGACUGACUGAAGACCAACUCAUAUCAAGCUCGUAUGCUGCUGCAAAAUACAUGGGUGCUGCUCUCCAGAAACGCCCGCGGAAAAGAGUGCACGUAAUUGGCACUCAUGGAUUGUGUCAAGAGUUGGAAGGGUAUGGUUUCGACAUCUCUGGAGGACCAACGGAAGACAAAGCUGGAAUGACAAGGGACGAGCUUGCGAGCUAUGGAUUUCCCGAAGACCCCGUUGAUGCCGUGGUCGUUGGACAUGACGUUGAAUUUUCGUUCAGAAAACUAUCAAUUGCCAACAAUCUACUCCUGAGAAACCCGGAGUGCCUAUUUGUUGCUACCAACAAAGAUGCAUUCGACCUUGUCGGAGCAGACGGCCGACAUAUUCCGGGAAAUGGGGCUACCGUUGCGGCAUUGGAGUGCUGCUCUGGGCGUAUGGCCAUCAACGUAGGAAAGCCAAGUCCAGCACUACUUGAUGUGAUCCUUCAGGACCACAACUUCGAAACAAGUAGGUCGCUGUUCGUUGGAGAUCGCCUUGAUACGGACAUAAAGUUUGCUGUGGACUCUGGCAUGUUUUCUGCUCUCGUGAUGACAGGCGUUACAACUGCUGAAAUGAUGAUAGCACAAUCCAACGAUCCCACCUGUGAGAGUGUCUGGCCUAGUGCUAUACUAUCACAUGUUGGUAAAUUGGUAUAA